AUGCUAGUCACAAUAGAAGAGCUAGCAAAGCACAAUUCCAAAGAGGAUUUAUGGUUAUCUGUCGACGGAAAAGUGUACAAUUGCACUCAAUUCCAGAACAGGCAUCCUGCGGGCGCGGCGAUCCUCCUCAAAGUCGCCGGAACCGACGCUACCCAGCAAUUCCUCAAGUUUCACCCCACACGAGUUUUGCACAUGUUGAGCGACUCCGAUCACGUAGGCUCGCUUUUGCCUGAACUGACAAUGGAAGAAGUUUCAAAGCACAAUACGCCAAAAGAUUUAUGGGUUGUUGUUGAUGGCCAGGUCUACGACUGCACCGCUUUCCAGGCCCGGCACCCCGGUGGCUCCAAGAUCUUGCAGAAGGUUGCUGGCACUGAUGCCACCAAACAGUUCUUGAAGUUCCACCGUUAUGGCGUUCUGAAGAUGCUUCAUGAGUCCGAUAAGCUUGGUCCAGUGGUUCCCAAGCUAAGAGCCCGUCUGGCUUCCGCCCAAGAAGGAAUCCCGCUGUCCGAGGUCGCAAAGCACAACACCAAGGAUGAUCUGUGGGUCGCCGUUGACGGCCAAGUUUACAAUUUGACAGAGUUCCAGAAACGCCAUCCCGGUGGUGCCCCCAUUCUUCAGAAAGUUGCCGGUACAGAUGCCACUAAACAGUUUUUGAAGUUCCACCCCACAGAUGUUAUCCGCAUGCUCAAAAAUGUUGAGAAACUGGGCCCAUUGCUGGCUUCCGAUAUUCCAGAAGACACAGAGGCCCCCACAGAGAGCGAAAAGCAGCUUCAAAAGUUCGAAAAGGCCAAGCCUCCGUUGGGUGAAAUGCUCAACUUGUUCGACUUUGAGCUGGUGGCUUCCAAGACCCUUGAACGCACCGCCUGGUACUAUUAUUCGAGUGCCGCAGAUGAUGAAAUUACCAUGCGUGAGAACCAUCGUGCAUACCAGCGCAUUUUCUUCCGUCCUCGUGUGCUGGUGAACGUCAGCAAAGUCGAUACUACAGCCAAGUUCUUUGGCCGCAAGUCCACCCUCCCUAUUUACAUCACCGCUACUGCAUUGGCCCGCUUGGGACACCCUGAUGGAGAGAUUGUGUUGACUCGUGCUGCUGCCAAGGAGGGUAUUCCGCAAAUGCUUUCCACCCUGGCUUCGUGCUCUGUUGAUGAGGUUUGUGACGCAAAGACCCCCGAGCAGGAUAUCUGGUUACAGGUUUAUGUCAAUGCCGACCGCCAAGUCACUCGUGAGUUCAUUCAGAAUGCUGAAAAGCGUGGUGUUUGUGGGUUCUUUGUAACCGUCGACGCUCCUCAGCUCGGCCGCCGAGAGAAGGAUAUGCGUGGCAAGUACGACGAGGACCUUGCUGACGUUCAAGGCGACGAAGACGAAGAUGCUGAUCGUUCUCAAGGUGCGGCCAGAGCCAUUUCUUCGUUCAUCGACCCGGCUCUCAGCUGGAAGGACAUUCCUUUCCUUCGCAAGUGCACCAAGAAGCCGCUCGUGAUCAAGGGUGUCCAGCGGUGGGAAGACGUCCUGAAAGCAGCAAAGGCCGGCUUUGAUGGCGCUGUUAUCUCCAACCACGGUGGUCGUCAGCUCGAGUUUGCUCCUCCUCCCGUCGAAAUUCUGGCCGAGAGCAUGUACCACCUACGCAAGGCCGGUCUGCACCGCAAGUUCGAGGUCUACGUCGACGGCGGAAUUAGACGCGGUACGGACGUGAUGAAGGCCCUGUGCUUGGGUGCGCGCGGUGUGGGUAUCGGACGUCCCUUCCUGUACGCGAUGUCGACCUACGGCGAAGAGGGAGUUCGACGCGCCAUCCAGCUGCUUAACGACGAGAUCAUUAUGAACAUGCGUCUAUUGGGCGUCCGUAGCCUCGACGAACUCGGCCCCUCACUGCUCGACGUGCGCUCCAGAGCUCCAGUCGCUCGCGACUACACCUACGAGGCGGUCUACGAGAAGCUGGUGAUGCCAGAGUUCAAGCUUUAA
This is a messenger RNA of Wickerhamiella sorbophila, 1953 nucleotides long. RefSeq names its product Cytochrome b2, mitochondrial. The transcript has a single exon. The record is from RefSeq and is a predicted model, not a curated record. Lineage: Eukaryota; Fungi; Ascomycota; Dipodascomycetes; Dipodascales; Trichomonascaceae. The coding region runs from base 1 to 1953 and encodes 650 amino acids. Gene Ontology annotation, molecular function: L-lactate dehydrogenase (cytochrome) activity. Gene Ontology annotation, biological process: lactate metabolic process.